ACAAUUCCACGGUCAGUCCUUUGAAUCUGGAGGAAUAAAUAAAUAAAAGGUGCUGAAGUAAUUCCAGCGAACUAGACACUAUGAACCUCCCUCAGAUAAUUGCUUGUUUUGUGUUUGUCUGCAGUGAUAUUAGUCCAGUCGCAUCGUGGUCCGUAAACAAUUUUUUGAUGACUGGCCCGAAGGCGUUCCUGACCUAUUCCAGCAGUGUGGCUGCUGGGGCGGAAUCUGGGAUCGACGAAUGUAAGCACCAGUUCGCUUGGGACCGCUGGAAUUGUCCAGAGAGUGCACUGCAACUCUCGACACACAACGGCCUUCGCAGCGCCACGAAAGAAACCUCUUUUGUGCACGCGAUAAGUUCUGCAGGUGUCAUGUACACCCUGACAAGAAACUGCAGUCUGGGGGACUUCGACAACUGUGGAUGCGAUGAAUCGAGAAGCGGUCAGGCUGGUGGUCGGGGGUGGGUUUGGGGAGGAUGCAGUGACAAUGUUGAAUUUGGGGAACGGAUUUCCAAACAGUUUGUCGAUGCCCUGGAGACGGGACAGGAUUCCAGAGCCGCCAUGAACCUCCACAAUAACGAAGCAGGAAGAAGUGCUGUCAGACAGACCAUGAAGCGAACUUGCAAGUGUCACGGAGUGUCGGGGAGCUGCAGCAUCCAGACGUGUUGGCUCCAGUUGGCUGGUUUCCGAGAUAUUGGGAACUUCCUGAAGGUGAAACACGAACAAGCUGUUAAGAUUGAUUUAGAAAAGCGGCGUAUGAAAGGCGGGAACAGUGCGGAUAACCGUGCAGCGAUCGCGGAUGUGUUCAGCGCAGUGCUGCCGACUGAACUUGUCUACUUGGAGGACUCUCCAGAUUACUGCGUCCGUAACGCCUCGCUGGGAUUGCAGGGAACAGAAGGAAGAGAAUGCCUCCAAAGUAGCAAGAACCUCUCCCAGUGGGAGAGGAGGAGCUGCAGACGGUUAUGCGGAGAGUGCGGUCUCAGGCCAGAUGAGAGGAAAACUGAGAUUAUCAGCAGUUGCAACUGCAAAUUCCACUGGUGUUGCACAGUCAAAUGCGAGCAAUGCAAACAAAUCGUGACCAAAUAUUAUUGCUCUCAGCGAGAGAAAAAUAGAUCCUACAACAAUAACAAGCGUAAAAAUCGGGCUCGAAGUUGGUGAACGAGACACAGCUCUCCCUGCCCUGCUGAUCUAGAAGACCUUAGAAUUUGCUGCUCUCAAUAUUCAUUUUACCAACCGAACAGACGCGAUGAACACCAUUGAACGGAUAUAUUCUUCGGGUCUUAACUUUUGUAAUCAGUUUUGCAAAUUAUUGUAAAAUGCCUUUUUUUGGGGGGGCACCAGAUUUUAGAAAAUCUUUGUUUUUAAGAAAAAAUAAUUUCUUAUUGUGAGAAACCUUCAAGGCUGGGAUUAUUUAAUUACAUGCGAGUAAAUUUUGGAAAUAUCUUAUUCUUCUGGCUUAGUUAAUAUAGUUGCAUAUUUGAAUACCUGUGGUUGUGUAUCGAGCAGUUUCUUUCUAUGUAAGUAGAUAGGACUCCUAACGACAACUUGUUUCUGCACGUUUUUAUGCACUUUUUUCUGUAAUGCUUUUGCACUUGUUCAGAAACGUUCGCACUGUAACGGAAAUCGCACAUGGACACUUAGAAAUUGAGGUAACUUCUGAUAAAUUAUGUAUAGUAAAGGACCUUUUCACUUGAAUUCAAUUGAUUUGUUAGUUUGAGCACCCCGGACCACCAAUUGCGACCAAAGAAACUGCUUCGUUUAAAAAUGUUCAAUUCUGUAAUAAAGUUAUAAGGCUUCCCGAUUUAUGAUCCAAUAAAUUUAUUUCAAUC
Messenger RNA from Pristis pectinata (smalltooth sawfish), 1825 nucleotides. Its product is annotated as protein Wnt-8-like. The transcript is spliced from 6 exons. Gene Ontology annotation, cellular component: extracellular region. NCBI's taxonomy places the organism in Eukaryota, Metazoa, Chordata, Chondrichthyes, Rhinopristiformes, Pristidae. Gene Ontology annotation, biological process: canonical Wnt signaling pathway; multicellular organism development; neuron differentiation. Gene Ontology annotation, molecular function: cytokine activity; frizzled binding. Bases 81 to 1154 code for a protein of 357 amino acids. The record is from RefSeq and is a predicted model, not a curated record.